GCGGUCACCACUGCGAGCCCACCACCUGCCACUCCUCUCCACGUCUAAUUCUCCCAGACUCAGCCUGCGGAAGCUCUGCUGGAACGCCCCUGCCACUCGUGGCUCCACAGUAGCCGCCCUGGACCACCCUUUUCCCCGACUCCCGGGAAGAAGACCGUACGUUCUACACGUUUCUGGUCCACGGAGGGUGUGAGGCGAAUAUUUGGAGCCCGUUUUACGACAACUUGCGGCCGCGCGGUGCGGCUGACGGCAACGCCGCGCUGCUCUUGGAGAGGUCACUUCGGAGACGGCGCUUGUUUUGGGGUUUGGGGGUUAGCGGCAGUAUGUGGCGCGUCUGUGCGCGACAGGCCCAGAAUGCAGCCCCGAGGGCAGGAUUUGGGGCUCGGUGGACGGCCUUGCGGGAGGAGCCGGGAGCUCGGUGCGUGACCCCGCAGGCUGGCUCGGUUCCGGCUCGUUGCAGCAGCAGGACCACAGGGUAUGGCAGGGUCCGGGCACUCUGCGGCUGGAGCCCCAGCUCCUGGGCCACACCGCGGAAUCGCGUCUUGCUGCAGCUUUGGGGAUCUCCUAGGCGCCGCUGGUAUAGCCUCCCACCGCAUCAGAAGGUUCCAUUGCCCUCUCUUUCCCCCACAAUGCAGGCAGGCACCAUAGCCCGCUGGGAGAAAAAGGAAGGGGAAAAAAUCAAUGAGGGUGAAUUAAUUGCAGAGGUGGUUCUUCCUGCCCUCUCUCCCACCAUGACCAUGGGCACAGUUCAGAGAUGGGAAAAAAAAGUGGGUGAGAAGCUAAGUGAAGGAGAUUUAUUGGCAGAGAUAGAGACUGACAAGGCCACUAUAGGUUUUGAAGCACAGGAAGAAGGUUACCUAGCAAAAAUCCUGAUCCCUGAAGGUACAAGAGAUGUCCCUCUAGGAACCCCACUCUGUAUCAUUGUAGAAAAAGAGGCAGAUAUACCAGCAUUUGCUGACUAUCGGCCAACUGAAGUAACUGAUUUAAAACCACCAGCAGCACCACCUACCCCAUCCCCGGCAGCCCCUGUUCCUCCAACUCCCCAACCUGUAGCCCCUACACCUUCAGCCACCCGCCCAGCUGCUCCUGCUGGACCAAAGGGAAGGUUGUUUGUUAGCCCUCUUGCAAAGAAGUUGGCAACAGAGAAAGGGAUUGACCUUACACAAGUAAAAGGGACGGGACCAGACGGCAGAAUCAUCAAGAAGGACGUCGACUCCUUUGUGCCUACUAAAGCUGCUCCUACUCCAGCAGCUGCUGUGUCUCCCCCGAGUCCAGGAGUGGCGCCGGUUCCUACAGGUGUCUUCACAGAUAUCCCCAUCAGCAACAUUCGCCGAGUUAUUGCACAGCGGUUAAUGCAAUCUAAGCAAACCAUACCUCAUUAUUACCUUUCUGUUGAUGUAAAUAUGGGAGAAGUUUUGUUGGUACGGAAAGAACUUAAUAAGAUGUUAGAAGGGAGAAGCAAAAUUUCUGUCAAUGACUUCAUUAUAAAAGCUUCAGCUUUGGCAUGUUUAAAAGUUCCUGAAGCAAAUUCUUCUUGGCUGGACACAGUUAUAAGACAAAAUCACGUUGUUGAUAUCAGUGUUGCAGUCAGUACCCCUGCAGGACUCAUCACACCUAUUGUAUUUAAUGCACACAUCAAAGGACUGGAAACCAUUGCCAGUGAUGUUGUUUCUUUAGCAACCAAAGCACGAGAGGGUAAACUACAACCACAUGAGUUCCAGGGUGGCACUUUUACGAUCUCAAAUUUAGGAAUGUUUGGAAUUAAGAACUUUUCUGCUAUUAUUAACCCACCUCAAGCAUGUAUUUUGGCAAUUGGUGCUUCAGAGGAUAGACUGGUUCCAGCAGAUAAUGAAAAAGGAUUUGAUGUGGCUAGCAUGAUGUCUGUUACACUCAGUUGUGAUCAUCGGGUUGUGGAUGGAGCAGUUGGAGCCCAGUGGCUUGCUGAGUUUAGAAAGUACCUUGAAAAACCUAUCACCAUGUUGUUAUAAUUAACCCAAGAAUUUCUAGACUUUCCCAGGUCACACUGGUUCAUUCUUACCAAGAUAUAAAUAUAUUAUUAAACGGUGGUUCUCUUUUUAUUUUAAGGUUAACCAGUUACUUUUGAGUCUGUCCAGAUAAGUUAUUUGUAAUGGGCAUUACUGAACUUUUUAAAAUGCCAAUUACAUCCAAAUAUUGUGCACAUUUAAUCAAUACCAAAUUUUAAGCUGUAUACUCCUAGUCAAGGGGCAUGCGGCUUAGCCCUUUGGUGAUAAGGACUUCCACUGGGGAAUGUAGAGGUAGAAUUGUGGUUACCUAUUGAGACAGGCACAUAAAAGUAACCUUGAUGAGAUCUUGAGGUUUUGAAAUUUAAUUACCUCAAACGUUUUGUUUAGAUUUGAGAAAAAGAGAAAAAGUCGGGAAAAUUAGUUCUCUUGCAGAAAGGGUUUGAAUUGAAGCUUGAUUUUGGAACAUAAACCUAAUUUAAAAUUUUCUGUUACAUAAUCUCGGUUUAUCAUGGAUGGGAAGCAUAGAGAACUUCAAGGAAAAUAAGUGAAAUUUUAAAAGUCAACAUUUUCUUAGAACUGUUCAACCAGCUGUUCUUUGUUUAUCUUUCUAUGAAUUCAGAAAUGGUUGUUUUCCCCUCUUGAGAUGAAGAUAUAAAUAUGAGCCAGCUACUUGGUAUAAGUGAGAAUUUGUGUGGGUAUCUAUUUAAACAAUUGAAAUGUGUCUUUCUGAGAGCAGAAUUCUAUAAUUACCUCCAAAUAAAAGAAUAUGCUUAUAGAAUUUAACAGAGUGAAGUUGUGAAAGUAGAAUUUUUCCUCCAAAAUUAACUGGUGGUUACUUGCAAAUGAACUUAAUUACCAGGAUUUAUUACUUAAAUAACUUUGAAAAACUAUAUCAAGUAACUAUGGAAUUAAGUAUGCAUAAGUAAACUGUGUUUCCUAGUGAGAUAUAUGCCAAAGUCCAUUUAUCACCACGUUCUGUCUGAAAAGAAGAGAGGAGAGAUACGCUGGUGAACAGUUUGGAGUGAUAAAAGAUGAUGACCAAAACGAAGUGGUUAGUUCUACUUGGAUAAAGUGAAAAAUGUUAAAUGUGUACAAAAAAAGCGUUCUGUGUUUUUCCACCCCAGUGUUGUCUCGUGUAAAAUAAGAAAGCCCUAAAAUCCUAUCGGAGAGAAAAAAAUUAUUUAGGCUGUUUGCUACCUUAUCAGCCUAAAUAUUUUUUUUUCCAUUUUGUUACGAUUUGCCUUUCUUUGGGGGGGUGGAUGGUGGUGAUAUUCAGGAUAAUAAAAAUGAAUUAGAAACAUCACAAUUCUAGACUUUCUAUUGAAUUGAUGUGUUUUAAUAAAUAUUUGGAAUUGUAAUAUGUGGAGCUGUUCCCUGAAAUUUAGGUCUUUCAAUGUUGAAUCUAUUUCUAAAUGUUCAUUAUUUCAUGGUGCACAAGUGACACUCCAUAUAUUCCAGAAAUAUUUUCCUUGCUGUAUUAUUAUGAAAACAAUUCAAUACAUUAAUCUGAUUUUUCAGUAAUUAGUAAUUUUAGCUUGAACUGAAGAUUAUGCAGAAGGAACAAACUUAUGACAAGGGACCAUCACCAGUAUGAGCCAUAUCUGGUUCAAAUACAUGAAACUUCAAAGAUAUCUCAUACUUUGCUAAUGUUUAUGGCUCUAUUGUUCCCUUGAGAGAAAAAUAAAAAGUUGCAUUCUAAUAAAAAUUGUUCUGAGUUAAAAAUUAAUCUGAGCUAUAACCUAAAUCUGGAUUCAGUCUAUUUUUCUUACCAGAACUGAACGAACAAAAGUUAG
Physeter macrocephalus (sperm whale) is the source of this 3778-nucleotide messenger RNA. RefSeq names its product dihydrolipoamide S-acetyltransferase (gene DLAT). The record is from RefSeq and is a predicted model, not a curated record. Gene Ontology annotation, molecular function: dihydrolipoyllysine-residue acetyltransferase activity. Bases 324 to 1988 code for a protein of 554 amino acids. NCBI's taxonomy places the organism in Eukaryota, Metazoa, Chordata, Mammalia, Artiodactyla, Physeteridae. The transcript is spliced from 12 exons. Gene Ontology annotation, biological process: pyruvate decarboxylation to acetyl-CoA.